CUGUCUCAAAGAAAACAAUCACAUUCUGCGCAUCUUGAAUGAUUCGAUUGUCACGUGAACCACUUGAUCACGCCAACAUCGGAAGGUGGUAUGAGACGCGCAGCACAGCAGUACAUCAGUUAACAUUCUGAUUAUUCUCCUUUGAGGCAUGCAUAUUACUUUAUAGAGUGACCUAAAUCACCCGAGAAUGUAGUGAAGACUACUGAGUGUCCCAGCUCGAUUACCGUCCGGGAGUACGCGUCACAGUCGUGUAACCGCCAACCGGCGGCGUGGUUGGUUAGUGUCCGUCGGUCGUGUGUCGGCACUGUGGUAUUGGCCACUCGCAACGCUUCGUCCGUGUCGGUCUGCGGUAGCUGGCUGUGGCUGGUAGUUGACCAACUGGAAUUGGCGAAACAUCAUGCCGGUAUUUAGGUGAAACGGAAAAAGAUGGUCAAAAAUGUCGCGCAGACAAGGUGAAAGUACAUAAACUUCCGCCAAAAUGCACAUCAUUUGUGUAUAAUGGCGUUAUGGUUACAUCAGAUUAUAAUAUCCAGUAUAAAGACGAUAAAGACGAUAUGGCCGGAAGGGUAUGCUUAUAUGACCUUGUACAUUUUGAUAAGCAGGCAAAAAAUGUGUACUUAUUUUUUUCACAUGGAAUCACACGUGAUUGGCAUCAUAUGCUUAUAAAUGGAGAUUAUACGAUUGUGAGUAGAAAAGUGCGCAUUGUGCGUAAUAAGUAUUAUGUGAAAGGGUUGAUUCUGGAUGGAUUUCAUUAUGCUUAUGAAAAUGCUGUUGGUGAUAUGUACCAAAACUUAACCGAUUACGUAAAAGCUAUUAAACAUUUUGAUGCAAAAUUGGAAAUUGGGCUUUAUUUGAGUGCUAAUACUUUCAUAAAAUAUGAAAGUAAAGUGGAGUGUAUCGACAAAGACGAUGACUGGUACCAACCACCUUGUAAUAAGCCAUAUUUUGAUUUCUCAAAGAUGAAUUCAAUUAUGGAUUUCUACAUAAUUGAAUUUCAUACUUUAAACAAAUGUAUUACUGAUUUAUUACGUACUGGAAUUACACCUUUGGAUUCAUCAAAUCCGCAUAUUUUUUCAUUAAACUAUUUUGCAGCACUUUUAGCAAAUUCAACCAUUGAUAAGCAAAAAUUAUAUUUUGAAUUCUUAAUAAGUCCUAUACCGUUGACCAAUGAAAUUGGAAAUUUCCCGAAUUGUGAAAUAUCAUAUAACGAGUAUUGUGAAAACAAAAAUAACAAAAAAAGUAAAUUUUGUGCCGAUGACUCAGAAGCAUUGUACCAAAAAGGUAAAUUUACAAAAGCCAAUGCAAAGGGAUUCAUAGGCAUGUAUAUAGAUUUAGUCGAUCGUGAUAAUAAAUGUCAUUGUGGAAAGUACAUGGCGUUUGAUAUGAUGGUAAAAAGAUAUAAUGGUGAAACGGAUCCAAAGGAUUGCGAACCAUUAAGAGGCUCUUGAAUACUUGAAUUAAUAGUUAUUGUCUUAUACUGUAAUUAGGUACAGUUAAUUGAUUAUAGUGUCUUCUACUAGUUACUUGAUUCUCAUAGAACAUUUUUUUUAUUUUUUUGUAAUCCAAAAACUAUUAAAACCAUCUGUAUACUUGAAAUUUUUUAAGAAAUAAACAAUCUGUGUACUAUUCCUAGAGAACAAUUAGAAAUAAAAAUAUAUGAUAACAGAAGCAACCAUGAAUUAUGAUAAAAACGUCAGGGAACUAAAACAUCUAAAAAUAUUGGGAUUUUAGGACAGUUUUUCUGUAUAAACAUUUUAGUUCAAAUUCAGACAAAAUGAAAUAAGUAUUUAAACGAAGA
Myzus persicae (green peach aphid) is the source of this 1798-nucleotide messenger RNA. RefSeq lists its product as uncharacterized. The record is from RefSeq and is a predicted model, not a curated record. Lineage: Eukaryota; Metazoa; Arthropoda; Insecta; Hemiptera; Aphididae. The transcript has 8 exons. Bases 507 to 1448 code for a protein of 313 amino acids.